AUGUAUUUGAAAUGCAAGGAACGCCUCUAUGAACGUUUUGUGAAUACCAGCGGGCAUCCGUCCUAUGUCAAAUGGUGGCAAAAACUCGAAUCUCCUCUGAUCUCUCUGUGGCAUGAUGCUUCCAGUCAAGUUCCAGCGCCGCUUUUCCGAUCAUACCAGCCAUUGACAACGGCACUUUUGGACUCGGCAUCCCCGGAUAUCCAACGCUCGGGAUCGAAGUUAUCGGGAUUAGGUUCUUCGUCGCGAGGUGAGCGACUCGAGCAUGGGAAGAUCGAAAGACUUGUUCUUAUCACCACCGCGAGCGUCCAGAUUUUCUUGACGCAAUUUAUCAAGCACGUCCGGCCGCUGGGCCAGGAUUUGGAAAAUCCAAGUCGUGGCACUGCUCGACGCAUCCUGAGACGCAAAGAGGAAUGUGAACAAGGUCUCUCCGAUUUCCUCAUUCGUGAACUCGCGGAUCAUGUUCGUCGGCUUCUCGGCGUCCGUUUCCCCCGCGGCGAUUCUUUCGUGGUAUCGCUUGGAUUCCAUCAUAUGGAGCACCCAGUGGUCUACGAUGCACCCAUAUUCGAGUCCAUGAUGGUAGAUGAUAGGGUGUUGCUUAGGAAUGGCAUGAUAUACUUGUGGGCCCAGAUAGUUAUCCACAGAUUAUGCAAAUUACCCAAUUAG
This is a messenger RNA of Penicillium roqueforti, 663 nucleotides long. RefSeq lists its product as uncharacterized. The transcript has 8 exons. Lineage: Eukaryota; Fungi; Ascomycota; Eurotiomycetes; Eurotiales; Aspergillaceae. The coding region runs from base 1 to 663 and encodes 220 amino acids. The record is from RefSeq and is a predicted model, not a curated record.